AUGUCGGAGAAGAAACCAAAAGUUACUAUCGACGAUAUAUACGAGUUGCUGAAAGAGGUCAAUAACAAUCUAACCACUAAAAUUGAGAAAAUUGAUCAGGAUCUGAAAACCAUAUCAGCGAAAGUAAGUCAGGAGAUUGAAGAGACGAAAGACAAAGUUACUACACUAGAAACCGAAAAUUCAGAACUGAAAAGACGCAUUGAAGAAACUGAAAGAAAACUUAAAUCGAAUAAUCUAAUAGUUUAUGGAAUAAAAGAAGACAAUUUAGAAACAACAGCGAGUUUAGUAGAUGAAAUCGAAAAGAUAAUAAAGGAAAAACUGGAAUUGAAUUUAAAUAGCUCAGAAAUAACAAACACCUAUAGAAUUGGAAAAGACAAAGGAAAGAAACGGCCAAUUCUGGUCACUAUUAACUCACAAAUGAGAAAGAGAGAAAUACUUAAAAAUUGUUACAAACUAAAGGGAACAAAUAUUUACAUUAGCGAAGACCUGAUUGGAAAAGAUUUGGAAGAAAGAAAAAUUUUAGUAAAUUAUAUGAAAGAGGCUAGAAAAAACAACAAACAAGCCAGUAUUCGGGGAAACAAAUUACUAGUGGAUGGUAACCUCUACUCGAUACAAGAACUGGAGGAUAACAACAUAAAAAAGACAGACUACUUCUCGCCACCCCCAGAACGAAGAGCAACUAGUGAACCCUCAACACCAAACGUUUUUGUGGAUGAACUUGAAGAAAAAACAAGAGAAAACAUACACGAAGUCAAGGAGGAGAAGAAAUUAGAUAUUCCUGACAAGAAAAAAACAGCGAGAAAACAAGUGGAACACCGUCCCAGCCCUACAUCCAGAGAUACACCAAGAAAAAGAAGUGCCACCCGUUCAACUACAAGUAAAAGAAAUUAA
Messenger RNA from Phaedon cochleariae (mustard beetle), 891 nucleotides. Lineage: Eukaryota; Metazoa; Arthropoda; Insecta; Coleoptera; Chrysomelidae. The record is from the annotation of a GenBank genome assembly.